This is a messenger RNA of Erythranthe guttata (spotted monkey flower), 945 nucleotides long. Its product is annotated as protein VACUOLELESS GAMETOPHYTES. The record is from RefSeq and is a predicted model, not a curated record. NCBI's taxonomy places the organism in Eukaryota, Viridiplantae, Streptophyta, Magnoliopsida, Lamiales, Phrymaceae.
AUGGAUGAAUUCAAGCAAAGCCAUUUCAGCCAUCCACACCCAUUGAAGCUCGUCGAUCAUCAGCAAACCCUAAACCUAAUAACUUCACCAUGUUCGGCAUGCAAGCUCGAACCCUCUGGUACGAUCUACUCGUGCACAAUCUGCAAAGACUUUUUCCUUCACAAGAAGUGCUUCGAAAUGCCGACGAAAUUGAUUCACCCUUUUCACAAGAAACACGCACUAACCCUAACGUCGAAGCCCACGUACGGGGAAAUGCUCUUCAGGUGCGAUGCAUGUCAACAACGAGGUGACGGAUUCUCCUACCAUUGCAAACCUUGCGGCUUCGAUUUGCACGUUCUCUGCGCCACGUUGCCAUUUUCCAUCACGCACGAAUCUCACGCGAUUCACAAGCUCGAACUUAUAACGUGUGAAUUAUCUAAAAGUAAGUUCAACUGUUCUAUAUGUAUGAAACUUGGGUUGCGCCAAUGGCUUUAUAGGUGUAAAUCAUGUGGGUUUGAUGCCCAUCUGAAAUGCGUGGGGCCCACCGGAGACGAUUCGUCGGUCAGCUCUCCUCAUACGCCAAAAGAGGCCACUAAUAAUGUGCAUCGGCCUUCUUUUGGAUCCGAGAAGAAUGAUUUGGCACUUUUGACCGUUCAGAAAAUGAUUGUUAACAGAAGUAAUGGCAUAGCUCAGGCAGUUCAGCAAAUGAUUGUCAACAAUAGUGACGCCAUAGCUCAGGGAAUACUGGCUUCCGGGAGCGGUAAUAUUGGAGGCCGAGGGUUUGGUGGUGGUAGUUCUGGAGAGAAGAGGGCAUUGCAAUUGCUGAUUGAAUUAAUAUGUAUACUUACUAACAGUGGCACUAGUGGUGCUGGCGGCCAAGACUCGGUAAACAACACUGGUGGUGGUGGUGGUGGUAGAACCGAUUCUGUACGAUCUUUACCGGGCAACGGAAAUGCAUGGUAUUGA